Neogale vison (American mink) is the source of this 4235-nucleotide messenger RNA. RefSeq names its product microtubule associated serine/threonine kinase 3 (gene MAST3). Gene Ontology annotation, molecular function: protein serine/threonine kinase activity; protein binding; ATP binding. The record is from RefSeq and is a predicted model, not a curated record. The coding region runs from base 118 to 4152 and encodes 1344 amino acids. Gene Ontology annotation, biological process: peptidyl-serine phosphorylation; intracellular signal transduction. The transcript is spliced from 27 exons. NCBI's taxonomy places the organism in Eukaryota, Metazoa, Chordata, Mammalia, Carnivora, Mustelidae.
CGCUCCGCGGGGCUCCCGGGGCCAAUCCGGCCGCGGAGGUUCGCGCCCCGCCGCCGCCGGCUGCGCCCCCGCGCCUCCCGGGUCUCCGACGGCGGCGGCGGCACAAAGAGAAGCAGCAUGUCCGAUCCCAGCUACUGGACGGCUGUGGCUGCGCCAGGCCACCGGAGCCGCCUUGCCAAGGGCGCGCUGCUGCAGCGCUCCAAGAGCUGCCGUAGUGGGAACCGCAAAAGCCUGGUGGUAGGAACGCCCUCGCCGACCCUCUCCCGGCCCCUGUCUCCACUCUCCGUGCCCACAGCAGGCAACAGCCCCCUGGACAGUCCUCGGAACUUCUCAGCGGCAUCUGCGGUGAACUUCCCCUUUGCCCGAAGCCACAUCCCACGCGUGGAAAGGGCUGACGGCAGAAGAUGGUCCCUUGCAUCCCUCCCAUCUUCUGGCUACGGAACCAACACGCCCAGCUCCACCGUCUCGGUACCCACAGUCCCACCUUGGCCAGCAGACAGGCGGUCGAGCUCAUCCUCCCGGGAGCGCCUCCACCAGCUUCCUUUCCAACCGACGCCGGAUGAACUAUGCUUCCUGUCCAAGCAUUUCCGCAGCUCAGAGAGCGUGGUUGAUGAGGAGGGUGGCCACCGCUCACCCCACCUUCGCCCCCGUUCCCGCAGCCUCAGCCCGGGACGCACCACAGGGACCUUCGACAAUGAGAUCGUCAUGAUGAAUCAUGUAUACCGGGAGCGGUUCCCAAAGGCCACGGCACAGAUGGAAGGCCGUCUGCAGGAGUUCCUGGCGGCCUUUGCGCCCGGCGCCCGGCUGGCACUGGCCGAUGGCGUCCUGGGCUUCAUCCACCACCAGAUCAUUGAGCUGGCCCGCGACUGCCUGGCCAAGUCCGGAGAGGCGCUCGUCACCUCCCGCUACUUUAUGGAGAUGCAGGAGAAGCUGGAGAGGCUGCUUCAAGAUGCCCACGAGCGCUCAGACAGUGAAGAGGUCGGCUUCAUUGUCCAGCUUGUCCGGAAGCUGCUCAUCAUCAUCUCGAGGCCAGCGAGGCUCCUCGAGUGCCUGGAGUUUGACCCCGAGGAGUUUUAUCAUCUGCUGGAGGCUGCCGAGGGCCAGGCCCGAGAGGGCCAGGGCAUCAAGACGGACCUGCCACAGUACAUCAUUGGGCAGCUGGGCCUGGCUAAGGACCCCCUCGAGGAGAUGGUGCCUCUGAGUCACCUCGAAGAAGAAGGACAGCCUCCAGCUCCUGAGUCCCCGGAAAGCCGUGCCCUCAUCGGCCCAUCACGGAGGAAGCCAUGUGAGAGCGACUUCGAGACCAUCAAACUCAUUAGCAACGGGGCCUACGGGGCUGUCUACCUGGUGCGGCACCGAGACACACGGCAGCGCUUUGCCAUCAAGAAGAUCAACAAGCAGAACCUGAUUCUGCGCAACCAGAUCCAACAGGUCUUUGUGGAGCGUGACAUCCUCACGUUUGCCGAGAACCCGUUUGUGGUCAGCAUGUUCUGCUCCUUCGAGACCCGGCGCCACUUGUGUAUGGUCAUGGAGUAUGUGGAAGGCGGCGACUGCGCCACACUCCUGAAGAACAUGGGCCCACUGCCCGUGGACAUGGCCCGCAUGUACUUCGCCGAGACAGUGCUGGCGCUCGAAUAUUUGCACAACUAUGGCAUCGUGCACCGUGACCUCAAGCCUGACAACCUGCUCAUCACCUCGCUUGGCCACAUCAAGCUGACUGACUUCGGCCUGUCCAAGAUUGGGCUCAUGAGCAUGGCCACCAAUCUCUACGAGGGUCACAUCGAAAAGGACACCCGGGAAUUCGUGGACAAGCAGGUGUGCGGGACACCUGAGUACAUCGCGCCCGAGGUGAUCUUCCGCCAAGGCUAUGGGAAGCCAGUGGACUGGUGGGCCAUGGGCGUGGUCCUCUAUGAAUUCCUGGUGGGCUGUGUGCCUUUCUUCGGAGACACCCCCGAGGAACUCUUCGGCCAGGUGGUCAGUGAUGAGAUCAUGUGGCCAGAAGGGGAUGAGGCCCUCCCAGCUGAUGCCCAGGACCUCAUCACCAGGCUUCUCCGACAGAGCCCACUGGACCGUCUGGGCACGGGGGGCACCCAUGAGGUAAAGCAGCACCCCUUCUUCUGGACAUUGGACUGGGCUGGGCUUCUGCGACACAAAGCUGAGUUUGUGCCACAGCUUGAAGCCGAGGACGACACGAGCUACUUUGACACACGCUCAGAACGGUACCGCCACCUGGGCUCGGAGGAUGAGGAGACCAACGACGAGGAAUCAUCCACAGAGAUCCCUCAGUUCUCGUCCUGUUCCCACCGGUUCAGCAAGGUCUACAGCAGCUCCGAGUUCCUGGCUGUCCAGCCCACCCCAACCUUCGCUGAACGCAGCUUCAGCGAGGACCGGGAGGAAGGCUGGGAGCGGGGCGGCGAGGUGGACUACGGCCGCCGCUUGAGCUUGAACACCUUGAGCACUGGCUUGAGCACUGGCUUGAGCACAGAGAUCCGGCUACGGUCCUGGACAUCCUCUGGUUCUUCCUGCCAGUCGUCUUCUUCCCAGCCUGAGCGGGGGCCCAGCCCAUCCCUCUUGAAUACUAUUAGCCUGGACACAAUGCCUAAGUUUGCCUUCUCGUCAGAGGAUGAAGGAGCCAGUACAGCCUCUGUGGGCCCCAAGAGGCCCAUCUUCAUUCUGGGGGAGCCUGAUCCACCCCCAGCAGCCACCCCUGUGAUGUCCAAGCCCUCAAGCCUUUCUGCUGACACAGCCGCCCUCAGCCACGCGCGCCUGCGAAGCAACAGCACCGGAGCCCGACACUCGACACCGCGGGCCCUGGAUGCUGGGCGGGGCCGCCGCCUUGGGGGCUCAAGAGAGCCAGCUCCCGAGAAGUCCCGGGUCUCCCCCAGCGGGGGCCGCGUGCCCAAGUCUGCCUCAGUGUCCGCCCUGUCCCUCAUCAUCACAGCCGAUGAUGGCAGCGGCGGCCCCCUCAUGAGCCCUCUGUCCCCACGCUCACUGUCCUCAAACCCGUCAUCCCGAGACUCCUCUCCAAGCCGAGACCCGUCCCCCGUGUGUGGCAGCCUGCGGCCCCCCAUUGUCAUCCACAGCUCAGGCAAGAAGUAUGGCUUCAGCCUACGGGCCAUCCGCGUCUACAUGGGUGAUAGCGAUGUCUACACUGUGCACCACGUCGUCUGGAACGUGGAGGAGGGAAGCCCCGCCCAGGAGGCGGGCCUGCGAGCUGGGGACCUCAUCACCCACAUCAACGGCGAGUCCGUCCUGGGGCUGGUGCACAUGGACGUCGUUGAGCUGCUGCUGAAGAGCGGCAACAAGAUCGCCCUCCGGACCACCGCCCUGGAGAACACCUCCAUCAAGGUGGGCCCCGCCCGGAAGAAUGUGGCCAAGGGCCGCAUGGCUCGGCGGAGCAAGCGGAGCCGCCGGCGGGAGACGCAGGACCGGCGGAAGUCGCUUUUCAAGAAGAUCUCAAAACAGUCCUCUGUGCUGCAUACCAGCCGCAGCUUCUCUUCCGGCCUCCACCACUCCCUGUCAUCCAGCGAGAGCCUCCCAGGGUCACCCACCCACAGCCUCUCCCCCAGCCCCACCACGCCUUGCCGCAGUCCAGCGCCCGAUGUCCCAGCAGGUACAGACACCACAUCCCCUCCCAGUGUCUCCCCGAGCUCCAGCAGCCCUGCCUCUCCUGCCGCCAGUGGCCACACCCGCCCUAGCUCCCUGCAUGGCCUGGCCGCCAAGCUCGGGCCCCCCCGCCCCAAGACUGGCCGCCGCAAGUCUACCAGCAGCAUCCCGCCCUCACCACUGGCCUGCCCACCCGUGCCUGUGCCCCCACCCCGCUCACCCUCACCCCUCCCCGGGCACCCACCAGCACCGGCCCGAUCUCCACGGUUACGCCGGGGGCAGUCAGCUGAUAAGCUGGGUUCUGGCGAACGGCUGGAUGGGGAGUCGGGGCGCCGCGGCCGUGGGCCAGACUCAGAGCUGGUGGUCAUGCGGCGGCUACACCUGUCCGAGCGCCGAGACUCCUUCAAGAAGCAGGAGGCUGUGCAGGAGGUGAGCUUUGAUGAGCCACCCGAGGAGGCCACCGGACCACUCACCUCUGUACCACAGAUUGCCGUGGAGGGCGCUGAGGCUGUGCUGGGAACUCUUGGACCUGCCGGAAAGGACUGAUCCCUCCCACCUGGCCUCUCCCUGGCCUAGGAGUUGGGCUUUUUUUGUGCAAUGUGUUUUCCAUAAAGUGACUUCUGGAUGGA